Melopsittacus undulatus (budgerigar) is the source of this 747-nucleotide messenger RNA. It is a transcript of the gene MYOZ3, whose product is annotated as myozenin 3. The record is from RefSeq and is a predicted model, not a curated record. Gene Ontology annotation, cellular component: actin cytoskeleton; Z disc. Gene Ontology annotation, molecular function: telethonin binding; FATZ binding; actin binding. The coding region runs from base 1 to 747 and encodes 248 amino acids. NCBI's taxonomy places the organism in Eukaryota, Metazoa, Chordata, Aves, Psittaciformes, Psittaculidae. The transcript is spliced from 6 exons.
AUGGCCAUCAUGAGAGCAGGCCCUGAGGAUGCCCCCCCAGAGCCCCGGCUGGACCUGGGCAAGAAGGUGAGCACCACGCGGGACCUGAUGAUAGAGGAGCUCUCCCUGCCCCACAACCGUGGGUCCCGGCUCUUCCAGCAGCGCCAGCGGCGGAUGCAGCGCUUCACCUUUGAGAACCUCAGCAGCCACAGGGAGCUCCCAGGGCCGGGCGGCUCACAGCACACAGCGGGAGGUCACAGGGAGGGAGCAGCAAAUGAGUGGAUGGCAGGGGAGGAUGCUGGGGGCCAGCAGAGUUACCACUCCGAGCUCCACGUGGCAGCAUCGCCCCAGGGCGGCCCCCCUGAGGUGCCCAAGAAGACAGAGAAAGUCCUGAAGAUGAGUAAAAUCCUCAACCCCGACGCUCUGGCCCCAGGGUACUCAGGUCCCCUCAAAGAAGUGCCCCCAGAGAAGUUCAAUGCCACCGCCAUCCCCAAGGGCUACCGCUCCCCAUGGCACGACCUCCUUGGGGACAAGGCCGAUGCUGUGCUCAGCGAGUACCUGCCACCCAUGAGACCCUCUCUGUGGGACUUCAGGAGCUUCAACAGGACUCCCGCCCCAUUUGACAGAACACAGCUCAGUGAGCUGUUCUUUGUGCCUGCCACGGAGCUGGACAACCUGAGCGCUCUGGAAGUGAUUGACCACAGGCGUAACUUCAACAGGGUGCCGCAAGGCUGGGUGCGGAUUCUACCGGAGAGCGACGAGCUGUAG